AUGCUUUACACCGUACACGCUAAUAAUGGUGUAAACCACCAAUUUAACUUGAUUUUUGUUGUGAAUCAGGGAUUUGCUGGUAACCUGUACGACCCACCCACCAGCAUCACUCUUACCUGUAUUAUCAAUAAUGCUCCACCCUGUAAGGAGUUGACCCACCUCUUCACAAACCUAGCCAAGCUAGCCGCUAAACCAUUCUCCAAGGGAGAUUCUGCCCCGAACCUAGUAGAGAACACUGCUAGUUCUAUGCUUCUCAAGAAGGUUAUUGCAAAGGACGAGAAAAGAGCUGAAAAAGGAGAAGAAACUUUUUCAUCCCACCUUCUAACUGCAUUAGAGGAAGAAUCUGUUGAAUCCUACCUGGCCUGUAACCGAGGCUGCUUUCUGCUGGUCAACCUGAUCGACACCGGGAUACCCGAGGUGAAGGAGGUGGUCAGGGGAAAGGUUAAACCUUACAUCAAGACCGUCAAAUCACAGGAUACACCGGGAGCGAAGUUGUUGUUGUCCAAAUUGGAAUAAUUAUUUUUUAAUAAAUUUUUUAUAUUUUUUUCUUUCAAUAAACCCUAUUUUUAUUACCAGCA
Molecule: messenger RNA, 578 nt
Organism: Eurytemora carolleeae
Lineage: Eukaryota; Metazoa; Arthropoda; Copepoda; Calanoida; Temoridae
Product: pumilio domain-containing protein 12-like
Exons: 5
Coding region: 1-516 (171 amino acids)
Biological process (GO): regulation of translation
Cellular component (GO): nucleolus
Molecular function (GO): mRNA binding
Source: RefSeq, a predicted model, not a curated record